AUGGAAGCAAUUUCUAAAGCAUCCACCGUCCAAGAAAAAGAAGUAAAAUAUCGGGGCAUUCGGCGGCGGCCGUGGGGGAAAUUCGCAGCGGAAAUACGAGACCCUAAAAGAAACGGGGCUCGCCUGUGGCUGGGGACGUUUGAGACGGCGGAGGAGGCGGCCAGGGCCUACGACAGGGCGGCGUAUGCUUUGAGGGGUCAUCUGGCCAUUCUAAAUUUCCCCAACGAUGACCACUACAGGAAUGCUUCGUCGGGCCCGGUAAUAAUCGGGCCGAGUUCGGGUAGUCAUUCAUUAAUUAAUUCUCAGGAAAUUAGGUCAUCGUCGUCUAAUUUUUCAUCAUUAACAACUCCGGGAGACAGUUUGCUGGCGGCGGCGGAGGGGUCAUCGGCAGCGGCACGGGCGGAAGAGGAAGUUAUCGAGUUCGAAUACUUUGAUGAUAAGUUGCUUGAGGAUCUUCUUGACACAUAA
Messenger RNA from Erythranthe guttata (spotted monkey flower), 468 nucleotides. RefSeq names its product ethylene-responsive transcription factor ERF098. Gene Ontology annotation, biological process: ethylene-activated signaling pathway; regulation of DNA-templated transcription. Lineage: Eukaryota; Viridiplantae; Streptophyta; Magnoliopsida; Lamiales; Phrymaceae. Gene Ontology annotation, molecular function: DNA-binding transcription factor activity; DNA binding. The record is from RefSeq and is a predicted model, not a curated record.